ACGUUCUCACCACAGUCGGUACAAAGUACAACAAGUAAAUAAGUUAGUAGCGUUUGGUUUACUCUAGAACACUGGUUUAAAAUCUUCAGUUGCGAACGUAAAUUGAGACACAACUGACUGUGUGAAGUGUAGGACAUUUUUAUAAACAGUAAUUAAUUUUAUUGCUCAUUUCUUACAAAUUAGAGUACGAUUAUUAUCAGUGGAUUGUGGCACUGCUACAAAACUAUAUAUUUUUCUUUGGUUUAAACUUUUAGUAACCUCGAAUCAGCUGUGCCGCGCAGAGGAGAGAGAGAGAUAGAGGGGGAGAGAAGUUAAGGAAAAUAACGAAUGAAUAGUUGUUUUCGGACAAAUAAACAACUGUGGGUGAUUAGAAUUUUAAAUUUAAACAAAUUAAUAUGAUUUUGAACGCUGUCGCUAGAACAUGCUGUCGGAAACGGUUAGUAUUGCAGCCUAUUUCAAGAUGUAUGUCGGAUAAUAAAGUAUCAACUGCUGAGAAGAUUGCUGCUAUGUCACCUAGUGAAAUGGUCAAGAAUGUUGUACAUGUGUCAGACUGGAACAAAAGAUUGCUGGUCUUUGCUGGACGUUUCAAGACUAUGGCUGAGAUACCAGAUGUUCUUCCGUUUGAGACGGUGGACAAGGGUCGCAACAAGGCUAGGAUCAAGGUUGCCAACUACAUGAUGGUGCUAACAGCGAUCGGCUGCGUUGCCAUGGUGAUAAGCGGCAAACAAGCGGCGGAGAAGGGAGAAUCAGUUACGCAGCUAAACCUCGAUUGGCACAAAGAAUACAAUGAGAAAGCCAGACAAGAAGCGGAGGCGCAGGCAAAGAAGUGAUUUGCCAAUGGAGUAACAUAGUUUCCAUACUAAAACUGUAACUGUAUACCACAAUCACGUUUGCAUGUAUCACGCUUAGGUUAUAAGUCAAAAUGGAUAUUAUUUUUCUCAUGUGGUUUGUUUGUAUGAUAAAAAAAUAUAACAUUUGUUUAAAA
Messenger RNA from Homalodisca vitripennis (glassy-winged sharpshooter), 985 nucleotides. Its product is annotated as UPF0389 protein CG9231. Lineage: Eukaryota; Metazoa; Arthropoda; Insecta; Hemiptera; Cicadellidae. The transcript is spliced from 3 exons. The record is from RefSeq and is a predicted model, not a curated record. Bases 396 to 830 code for a protein of 144 amino acids.